CUGCCCCAGGGGCGCGGGCGGGAAGCCGGACCCUCCGCACCUGCAGCGUCCUCGGGCUCGGCAGACCCUGCGCGGACACCUGCGGCUGCGCCCCGUGCGUACCCCGGGGUCAUGGUGCACGUGGAGGCGGCGGCUCUGCGAACCCCCAGGGCUGCCUGUGAGCUAGGGACCGGAGGAGGGACCCGGCGCGGGGCCGCGGGCACGAUGCCUUUCCUUCCGGAGGCGAGGGCGGCGGGGCGCGCGGUGGCCCUGACCCUGGUGCUGCUCCUCCCUGCCGUGCCAGCGGGCGCCAGCGCCCUGCUCCGCCUGCAGCCCAGCAUGCCCCACGUGUGUGCUGAGCAGGAGCUGACCCUGGUGGGCCGCCGCCAGCCCUGUGUGCGGGCCUUCAGCCAAACCGUGCCCGUGUGGAAGCCGGGCUGUGGGCGGCAGGUGUGGUGUGUUGGCCACGAGCGGAGAACCGUGUACUACACAAGCUACAGGCAGGUGUACACCAUGGAGACCCAGACCGUGUUCAGGUGCUGCCCAGGGUGGAGCCAGCAGCCUGGUGACCGGGGCUGCCUCUCCCCCAAAUGCAGCGCUGGCCUCUGUUUUAACGGUGGCCGCUGUGUGCCUGGCUCAGCCCAGCUGUGCCACUGUCCCCAAGGCUUCCAGGGCCCCCGCUGCCAGUAUGAUGUGGAUGAGUGCCAAGUACACAACGGUGGCUGCCAGCACAGGUGUGUGAACACGCCAGGCUCCUACCUCUGUGAGUGCAGGCCUGGCUUCCGGCUCCACGCAGACGGCAGGACCUGCCUGGUCAUCAACUCCUGCGCUGUGGGCAAUGGCGGCUGCCAGCACGACUGUGUCCAGCUAACGGUGACCCAGCACCGCUGCCAGUGCCGGCCCACAUUCCAGCUCCAGGAGGAUGGCAGGCGCUGUGUCCGGAGAAACCCGUGCACGGACCGGAAUGGCGGCUGCAUGCACACAUGCCAAGCUCUCCGGGGCCUCGCUCACUGUGAGUGCCACGCGGGCUACCGGCUGGCAGCUGACCGCAAGGCCUGUGAAGACGUGGAUGAAUGUGCCAUGGGGCUGGCCCAGUGUGCCCACAGCUGCCUCAACACUCAUGGGUCCUUUAAGUGCGUGUGCCACGCAGGCUAUGAGCUGGGUGCCGAUGGCCGGCAGUGCUACCGGAUCGAGAUGGAGAUAGUGAACAGCUGUGAGGCUGACAACGGCGGCUGCUCCCACGGCUGCAGCCACAGCAGCACAGGGCCCCUCUGCACCUGUCCCCGCGGCUACGAGCUGGGCGAGGACCAGAAGACUUGUAUCGAUGUGGACGACUGUGCCGACUCGCCGUGCUGCCAGCAGGUUUGCACCAACAGCCCCGGCGGGUAUGAGUGUGGCUGCUAUGCUGGCUACCGGCUCAGCACCGAUGGCUGCGGGUGUGAGGACGUGGACGAGUGUGCCUCUGGCCGUGGCAGCUGUGAGCACCACUGCACCAACCUGGCUGGCUCCUUCCAGUGCUCCUGUGAGGCUGGCUACCGGCUGGACGAGGACCGCAGGGGCUGCACCCCCCUGGAGAUGCCUGAGCUGGACCUGGACAGCCAGCUGCCCCUCGUGCGGCACCUCCCACACAUCGCGGUGCUCCGGGACGAGCUGCCCCAUCGCUUCCAAGACGACUACGUGGGGGCUGAGGAGGAGGAGGCGGAGGCCCGGGGUGAACACACGCUGGCGGAGAAGUUUGUCUGCCUGGAUGACGCCUUUGGCCAAGACUGCAGCUUGACCUGCGACGACUGCAGGAAUGGAGGGACCUGCCUCCCAGGCCUGCCAGGCUGCGACUGCCCUGAGGGCUGGACGGGGCUCGUCUGCAAUGAGAGUGAGGCUGCUGUGGGUGGGGCAUGCCCUCCAGACACCUUUGGCAAGAACUGCAGCUUCUCCUGCAACUGUCAGAAUGGCGGGACCUGCGACCCCAUGACGGGGGCCUGCCGCUGCCCUCCGGGUGUCAGCGGAGCCCACUGUGAGGACGGCUGCCCCAAGGGCUUCUAUGGCAAGCACUGCCGCAAGAAGUGCCACUGCGCCAACCGGGGCCGGUGCCACCGUCUCUACGGGGCAUGCCUCUGCGACCCAGGGCUCUACGGCCGCUUCUGCCACCUGACCUGCCCGCCGUGGGCUUUCGGGCCGGGCUGCUCGGAGGAGUGCCGGUGUGAGCAGCGGAACACGCGUGCCUGUGACAGGAGGGACGGCAGCUGCUCCUGCAAGGCCGGCUUCAGGGGCGAGCGGUGCGAGGAUGAGUGCGAGCCGGGCUCCUUUGGGCUGGGGUGCCGGCAGACGUGCGCCUGCCCUCUGGGCGCAGCCUGUGACCCCGUCAGCGGUGAGUGUGGGAAGCAGUGUCCGGCUGGCUACCGCGGGAAGGACUGUGACCAAGCCUCCGGAGCCCUAAGGAGGAACCACAGGAGAUGGCACAUGGAGUGCCCGGGGGGGACAUUUGGCGUGAACUGCUCGGGUUCCUGCUCCUGUUGGGGAGCCUCCUGCGACCGGGUCACGGGGCAGUGCCUGUGCCCUCCUGGGAGGACCGGGGACGACUGUGGGGCAGAUUGUCCUGAGGGCCGCUGGGGGCUCGGCUGCCAGGAGAUCUGCCCGGCGUGUGAGCACGGGGCCACCUGUGAGCCUGAGACUGGAGCCUGUCUGUGCCGCCCCGGCUACAUGGGCAGCCGCUGCCAGGACGCCUGCCCCGCUGGCUGGUUUGGGCCCGGCUGCCAGAUGAGGUGCUCCUGUGCCAAUGAUGGGCACUGCCACCCGGCGACUGGACAUUGUAGUUGUGCCCCUGGGUGGACCGGCCUCAGCUGCCAGAGAGCUUGUGACAGUGGGCACUGGGGACCUGACUGCAGCCACACCUGCAACUGUAGCACAGGCCACGGGAGCUGUGAUGCUGCCAGCGGCCUGUGUCUGUGUGAGGCCGGCUACCUGGGCCCACAGUGCGAGCAGCAGUGUCCCCAGGGCUACUUCGGGCCAGGCUGUGGCCAGCGGUGCCAGUGUGAGCACGGGGCAGCCUGUGACCAUGUCAGUGGGGCCUGCACCUGCCCGGCCGGCUGGAGGGGAACCUUCUGUGAGCGUGCCUGCCCCGCUGGCUUCUUCGGCGUGGACUGCCGCAGUGCCUGCAAUUGCACCGCUGCAGCCCCCUGUGACGCCGUGAGCGGCUCCUGCCUCUGCCCCGCCGGCCGCCGGGGCCCCCGCUGUGCCCAGACCUGCCCAGCCCACACCUAUGGGCACAACUGCAGCCAAGUCUGCUCCUGCUUUAACGGGGCCUCCUGCGACCCUGUCCAGGGGCAGUGCCGCUGUGGCCCUGGCUGGUCGGGCCCCACCUGCCUGCAGGCCUGCCCAGCAGGCCUGUAUGGUGAGGACUGCCAGCAUUCCUGCCUCUGCCAGAACGGGGGCACCUGUGACCCUGUCUCGGGCCACUGCACCUGCCCAGAGGGCUGGGCUGGCCUGGCCUGUGAGAAGGAGUGCCUCCCAGGGCACUUCGGAGCCGACUGCCAGCACAGCUGCAGAUGCGUCAAUGGUGGCCUCUGUGACCGGUGCCUGGGCCACUGCAUCUGCCCAGCCGGCUGGACGGGGGACAAGUGCCAGAGUUCCUGUGCCGAGGGCACGUUUGGGACUGGCUGUAAGGAGCGCUGUGCCUGCCGGCAGGGAGCUACCUGCCACCACGUCACGGGGUCCUGCCUCUGCCCGCCGGGAUGGAGGGGCUCACAGUGUGAGAAUGCCUGCCCACAGGGCUGGUUUGGAGAGGCCUGUGCCCAGCGCUGCCACUGCCCGCCUGGAGCCGCCUGCCACCACAUCUCUGGGGAGUGUCGCUGUCCCCCAGGCUUCACUGGGCCUGGCUGUGAGCAGGAGGGGGCCUCGGGGGCGACUCCAGGAGGAUGCCAUUCCUGGGCCGGGCCAGCACUGAUCCCCUACCUGCACCCCAGCCUGCCCGCCCGGCACCUUUGGGGAGAGCUGUGGGCAGAAGUGCCAGUGUCCCGGCAAGAACCAAGCCUGCCACCCGGCCUCAGGGGCCUGCGUGUGGGCUGCUGGCUUCCACGGCACUGGCUGCGGGCUACCUCCUGGCAGCUGGCCCCUCCCCUUGCAGGGUGCCCUCCUGGGCGGUUUGGGCCGGGCUGUGAGCAGCUGUGUGGGUGUGUCAAUGGUGGCUCCUGUGAUGCGGCCACGGGUGCCUGCCGCUGCCCUGCUGGGUUCCUCGGGCCUGACUGCAGCCUCGCUUGUCCCCAGGGCCGCUUUGGCCCCAGCUGUGCCCACGUGUGCAAGUGUGGGCAGGGGGCGGCCUGCAACCCCGUGACUGGCACCUGCACUUGCCCUGCAGGGAGGACCGGCAUCCACUGCGAGCACAGCUGUCCCCAGAACCGGUUUGGCUUGGGCUGUGAGCACGUGUGCUCCUGCAGAAAUGGGGGUUUGUGCCACCCUGCCAACGGCAGCUGCUCCUGCGGCCUGGGCUGGAUGGGGACACUCUGCGAGCUGGCCUGCCCCGCUGGGCGCUACGGGGCCGCCUGCCGCCUGGAGUGCUCCUGCCGCAACAACGGCACCUGUGAGCCCGCCACGGGCGCCUGCCGCUGCCGCCCCGGCUUCUACGGCCAGGCCUGUGAGCACCUUUGUCCUCCUGGCUUCCACGGGGCUGGCUGCCAGGGGGCGUGCGAGUGUCAGCAGGGAGCUCCCUGCCACCCCGUCAGCGGCCAGUGCCUCUGUCCCGCCGGCUUCCACGGCCAGUUCUGUGAGAGGGGGUGCGAGCCGGGCUCAUUUGGAGAGGGCUGCCACCAGCAGUGUGACUGUGAGAGUGGGGUGCCCUGUGACCCCAUCACCGGCCACUGCCUUUGUCCCCCAGGGCGCAUGGGGGCCACCUGUGACCUUGACUGCAGAGGGGGCCUCUUCGGGCCGGGCUGUGCCCUGCGCUGUGACUGCGGGGGUGGGGCUGAUUGUGACCCCAUCACUGGGCAGUGCCACUGUGUGGACGGCUACACAGGGCCCACGUGCCGGCAAGGUGGGCCCCCCCAGCUCCCCGAGAGCCUGUCCCCAACCCCGGGCCCAGCAGCCUCGCCCUCAGCCUCUCAUGGAUCAGCGCCCCGGCUCGGGAGCGGGACAGAGAAGCACUAACUUAGAGGCUGCCUGCGCUGAGGCCUGCCGCCCGAGGACCGCCCAGGGCACCAGAGACUUUGAUGAUGACCAGGGAGGGACGCCUGUGGGCCAGGACUCCAGCCCCAUCCUUGUCUCUGUGGGCUGUGGGCAGCGUGCAGCUCUCGCUCUCCGAGGGUCAUCCGGCCACAAGGAGGGAGGCCUUGCAUGGCCAGCUCUGCAGAGCCUGGGCGAGUGGACUGGGCCUUGGGCAGCACAGCUGCACUGGCCGGACCCCGCGUGUGCUGAGGAAGCCCACCCCUCCGGCUGGCCUGGGUCGGGACUGAGGGCAGCUGUGGGUGCAGCUACAGGUGCAGGCAUGGGGCCCCUGCCCCCCAAGCAGGUUCUUCUGGUGCUAGGCCCCUGACUGCGGCAGCUCAGCCGGUUUACCUGGGAAUGUAGCCCGGCUGUAUUUAUGUAAAGGUAUUUAUGGGCACUGGACACGCCCUGCUGCGCCCUGAGGGCUGGAAGGCUGCCCGGCUCCUCCUUGGCCCCAGGAAGCCCUGACCCGGGACUGUGGGGCCCUCCGGGCACGGGCUCCAGCGCCCUGUGAAACCCAGUCAGCUAAGAACAGAGCGGCAGCUUCCUCGCGGCCUGUGCAUCUGCUGCUUUGUUGGGGCUCCGCCGUGGCGGCCUCCUGGGCACGACAGCAUGAGUGUGCUUGGUCAGGAACCUCCCCUGACCAGGGAAGCCAGGCAGGCACCUGGCUCCAUCAGCCCCUGCUCUCCCUGGGAAUGGGGGUGCCACAAAAAUAAAGUUGGGGCUUAUCCUGGUGCUCUAGAGGGGCACACAGGGGCUGCCCCAAAUGGAGGCAGAUGGACCUGCAAAACAAGCUCACAGCCAGGUGCCCCGAGAUGUCCCGAGACCCAGGAAGCACAGCCUGCAUGGAGGAAGCAUGGUCUCGAGGGGAGGAGAACCAGCCCACGGGCAGGGGUGGUGUGGGGGCAGCCUAGGUGCCGUCUACCCCCAUGUCUCCCCUAUCUUCAGGGCAGAAACAUGGUAAGUGGGGGAGAACAUCACAGGGCCAGGUGGCCAGUAGGGAGUGUUGGACCCAAAUUGUCACACUGGAUACUUCAAGUCUGGGCUGUAGCCCCCUCCCCUCCCCUCCAACACCAGCCCAGCUAGCUGAUACCUCCAACGACAAAGGAUCUCAGGGGGCAAAACAAGGAGGGUUCUAGUAAACCCGUCCCCUUAAAUGGACGACUAGUGAGAGGAAGCCAGAUUAAUGGGCCACCAUGUUCAGACUUUGGAGUAAAUAUAAUAAAUAUCCUGGAAGGAAUAAGA
This is a messenger RNA of Equus caballus (horse), 6417 nucleotides long. The record is from RefSeq and is a predicted model, not a curated record. Lineage: Eukaryota; Metazoa; Chordata; Mammalia; Perissodactyla; Equidae.